AUGGAGGAGCAAGUGGACUUGGAGAAGGCGCUGGCUGUGGCCAUCAAGGCGGCGCAGAGUGCCGGAAACAUCAUGUUGGAGUUCUAUCAGCUUCGCCGGGAGGACACUGCGGCGAAGAUGAUGCGUUUACUUAAGGAGGGCGGUUCCCACACGACCGGCGAGCUUGCUGCUUCACCUAAACCAACACCGGUGGAUCUUUUGGACAUCAAAACGAAGUCUUCCAGUACGGAUCUCGUCACGCACUACGACAAACUUUGCGACGAGACUAUAAUGAAGAUCCUGCAGCGCUUCAACGCGAAGGUGGAAGAUGAGAAGCGGAAUGAGCCGUCUGAAGCGUUUUCUUUUCAGUUCAUAACGGAGGAACUCACUCCCGAUACGCCCUUGACCGAUGAACCGACGUGGAUUGUUGACCCUAUUGACGGCACCAUGUCGUUUGUUCAUGGGGGGUGCGACUGCUGCAUCAGCAUUGGUCUAGCUAUAAAGAAACAGACGGUGCUUGCAGUUGUGUACUGUCCGUUUCUUUCGAUUGUGCAGCAUUCGGUGGAGGAUUUACGUUCUACGAGUGCCGUUGCAGGGGAGUUGUACACCGCAAUCCGGGGAAAGGGAACAUUCCUUAAUGGGCAACCUAUUCGUGUCUCUGCAGAUGCCUUGCCAAAUACGGCUUUGGUGGCAUUUAAUUACCCAAUGGGUGCCAGACUUUCCGCGGCGGAGAUACCGAGCGACAGCGCCCAGGUGGGUGUUUUGAAGCGGCAAAAGCAUCGGAAAGUUGUUGAGGCCGCUGGGCAUAUUCGUGAGCAGCUUGCCAUGCAUCCUGUACAGGGCAUUCGCAGUUAUGGUUCUUGUGCCCUCAUUCUCGCGCAGGUUGCCGCGGGACGUAUAGACCUUUACAUGGAGCCUGCUGGCAUGGUGUGGGAUGUGUGUGCAGGAAGUCUUUUGAUCACCGAAGCGGGGGGUGUUGUAAAAAACAUGUGGGGUGGUGACUUUGGACUGGAGGGCACCACCACGAUCAUUGCAGCGGCGAACGAGACACUCGCCGAUUACGGAAUCCAACUCUGUACACAGGUAAAUUAUGGAGAUUACUGGAAAAAGUAG
This is a messenger RNA of Trypanosoma cruzi, 1092 nucleotides long. Its product is annotated as myo-inositol-1 phosphatase, putative. Gene Ontology annotation, molecular function: inositol monophosphate 1-phosphatase activity. NCBI's taxonomy places the organism in Eukaryota, Euglenozoa, Kinetoplastea, Trypanosomatida, Trypanosomatidae. Bases 1 to 1092 code for a protein of 363 amino acids. The transcript has a single exon. The record is from RefSeq and is a predicted model, not a curated record. Gene Ontology annotation, biological process: signal transduction; phosphatidylinositol phosphate biosynthetic process; inositol metabolic process.